AUGAGGCUCAACGAGGACACGGUGCUGCAAGGCGGGAGGGCCACGCUGGUGCCCUACACGGCCGCGCACGUGCCCCGGUACCACGAGUGGAUGAAGUCGGAGGAGCUGCAGCGCCUGACGGCGUCCGAGCCCCUGAGCCUGGAGCAGGAGUACGAGAUGCAGCGCAGCUGGCGGGAGGACGCCGAUAAGUGCACGUUCAUUGUGCUGGACACGGAGCGGUGGUCGGCGCAGCCGCGGGCGGAUGAGGACUGCAUGGUGGGAGAUGUGAAUUUGUUCCUCACCGACGUUGAGGAUCCCACUUUGGGCGAGAUUGAAAUUAUGAUUGCAGAGCCCAGCUACCGUGGCAAAGGAUUUGGCAAGGAGGCAACGCUGAUGAUGAUGUCCUAUGGGGUGAAAAACUUAGGGAUCACCAAAUUCGAGGCAAAGAUUGGCCAGGAGAACGAAGCCAGUAUCAGCAUGUUCAAGAAGCUUCAUUUCAAGGAGGUAGCGGCGAACAGUGUCUUCCAAGAAGUGACGCUGAGGCUGGAUGUGAGUGAGCAGGAGAAGCACUGGCUCCUGGAACAGACAAGCCACGUGAAGGAGAAAAGCUAUAGGGACCUAAAGCUGCCCACCGUAGUGCCCCAGAGCUGAUGGAUGCAUCCAGACACAGGCCUGGUUUGGCGGGAUGAGGAGUUGGACACGGUUGCAAGAAGGUCUGAGCAUGGAGCAUAACCAGCAGGCCAGCAUUGCACUUGACUGUUCUCAUCUAUCUAGAGGGUUACUUUGCAAUCUUAUCAACUUGGCACUUUGCUGCAACAGCCAGAAAUACUGCCUUAAAUUUUGUCCUCAAGAACAGCUGUUAAUCCACAGACUUGACUAGGAAUGGCUCUUUUAAACCUCAAAAUAUCUGACUGUCCCAGUAGAACCAGGAACAGCAGCAGUGAAUUGAUUUUGCAGACAGUCUCUGGACGAGCAGCACCCUGUGUUCCUCUUACACCAUUCUUAGGGCAGAAUUCACUGGUUCCACACAAGGAGCCCAGGUACACUGGUAGCUCCGUUGUUUUCUCUUGAAUUAAAAAAAAGACAAAAAAAAGAUAAAAAUCUGUCAUGUGCAAGUGUGAUGUAGGAGCAAUGGGGUUUGACUGUUUUCUU
This is a messenger RNA of Nothoprocta perdicaria, 1131 nucleotides long. RefSeq names its product N-acetyltransferase 9 (putative) (gene NAT9). Gene Ontology annotation, biological process: protein acetylation. The record is from RefSeq and is a predicted model, not a curated record. Gene Ontology annotation, molecular function: N-acetyltransferase activity. The transcript is spliced from 6 exons. The coding region runs from base 1 to 630 and encodes 209 amino acids. NCBI's taxonomy places the organism in Eukaryota, Metazoa, Chordata, Aves, Tinamiformes, Tinamidae.